AUGCAUGAUGAAGACUGCAGAUUUGGUCUGCGUGUCAAGAACAAGAGAGGUGACAAGUGGAACGCUUAUGGAGAUGGAUAUCUUAUUAAGACUGGAGAUAAAGAUAAUUUCCAACUAGUUGUCGAGGCAGUCAAUACAUCUGCUUAUCAAGUGAUCCAAGCAUACCAAAAUCCUGAUCGUUAAAUAGACACAGAUGACGUGCUGAAUCUGAUACCUUUUGUCGACCCUGAUGCAGUAAAUAAUACUCCUUUGUUUCAGAUGAAAGAUGGUGAAUUACAAGUUCGUGUUAAUCUUAACGAUCUGCAGAGCAAAGAGAUCUCGCCAAACUGGACUGGAAUUGGAAGACUAGGAAAACUUUUGGUCUACCAACCUAAAAACUCUGCCUUACCACCUGCAUAA
Paramuricea clavata is the source of this 399-nucleotide messenger RNA. Lineage: Eukaryota; Metazoa; Cnidaria; Anthozoa; Malacalcyonacea; Plexauridae. The record is from the annotation of a GenBank genome assembly.